This is a messenger RNA of Scomber japonicus (chub mackerel), 7001 nucleotides long. RefSeq names its product PDZ domain containing 2 (gene pdzd2). Lineage: Eukaryota; Metazoa; Chordata; Actinopteri; Scombriformes; Scombridae. Bases 1 to 6735 code for a protein of 2244 amino acids. Gene Ontology annotation, molecular function: protein binding. The transcript has 27 exons. The record is from RefSeq and is a predicted model, not a curated record.
AUGCCCAUCACUCAGGACAACGCCCUGGGCAUCCUCCCACUGCUCGAGGAGUGGCUUGUGGCUCAGACCAGGGGAUCUCAGCAAGAGUACAACCUAAAUCAGGACAAUUCUUGCUUCAAGCAGGUGGAUCAGGACUCCUACCAAAAUGGAGAAGGGGAUAGUGUGUGCAGUAGCAGCGGUGUUAACAGUCUUAAUAUCAAGGACAUGUCCCUGUGUCUGGCUGCCAUUCAGAAACUGGUGGAAUACAUCAGUUUCAACUUCAUGGAGGAUGACACAGCUACAUCAGCCAGCCCAUCCUCCUGCAGGGAGGGGUUAGAUGUUGAGGUACAUGCUGUUUGCCUCAGUAAAGAGGAAGGGGAUGCAGCUGAGUUUGGCCUCAGCUUUGGGAACAUUCCUAUUUUUGGGGACCCUGAUAGAAGAAAGAAGGGAGGCCCGAGGAGGAGGAGGGACCAGAACCCCAUUAUGGAUGUGGGCUGCAUUUGGGUGACAGAAGUGAGAAAGAGGAGCCCAGCCUCCCUUUGUGGGAGGAUCAAACUGAGAGACGAACUGCUAUCACUGAAUGGGCAGCUGAUGGUCGGAGUAGAUGUCAGUGGAGCCAGUUACCUGGCUGACCAGUGCUGGAAUGGAGGCUAUAUCUACCUGAUACUGCUACGGCGAGUCAAGCGAAAGGCUCCUCCCCCUCCCUGUGAUGUCGAUGGCAGAGACAGAGCUGCGUCUGAACCAUCUGACAGCUCAGUGAACUGCAAACGCACACGCAAGUUUGGUGUCAUAUCACGAUCCUUCUUCAACCGAGACAACAGAGACAGGGACAGCACUGACUCAGAAGUCCAGGGCUGUUACAAUGGCCACAACUCUUCAAUUUCCACUGAUGCAGGAGUCAGUCCACCAGGAGAUGAUUCAGGUUGCAUCCUAUCCACUCAUACACCCACAGAGGAAAGCCCAGACACUGUUUCUCACAUGAGAACUUCUCAACAGCCACUCUACAUACAAGGUGCUGCCACCCUGCCUGCAAUGUGUCACAGUCAGCUGUUGGAAUAUAAAAUGGAUUCAUUUAGCAGUGAACCUUCAAACCAGCCUAGAGAAGGCAGUCACAUCUGGAAGAUGCACCUGGUGAAGGGUCAGGAGGGCCUGGGCAUACAAAUAACUGGGGGGCGUGGCUCCAAGCGCUCUCCUCAUGGCAUCAUUAUAGCUUAUAUAGAGGAAGGGGGAGCCAUCCACAGGGAUGGUCGUCUCCAUGCUGGGGAUGAGUUGCUGAUGGUUAACGGUCAGUCUCUGGUGGGUCUCACUCAUCAAGAGGCCGUUGCUAUCCUACGCUCUACUACUGGUCUGGUCCAGCUGGUGGUAGCCAGCAGGGAGGAGUCAGAUGUGGGUUUCCAGCACUUCCCAUCCACCAGUCUGCCAGACCUGGUCAGCACCUGCAGCUCCUCAUCCUCCCUGUCUCAGACUGCUCUGCCUCGCUCACCCCAGACCUCUAAGAGCAGCACCAGUCUGCACAGCCCCUACCUGUUGACUAAUCUGGAGAAACUAGAAGAACAAAGUCAGGGAGAGGCACCCAAAGCAUCCUGCUCUAGCCCCACACCCAUGAAACUCUGCAGUCGAUCCCAGGGGGGCAGCAGUCGCCUGGAGUCAGUGGGUGAGGAUGAUGAGCUGUUUGUGGAGAAUGGUGGGAGCAGCUGUGACGUAGUGGAGAAGCCUCCACCAGGCCGACGUAAACACUCCUUACCUCAACAACUGGAUACUGCAGGUGUGAGACAGGAAUAUCAGAUCAUAAAGAAAUCAGCUCGCUCCCUGAGUACCAUUCAAGUGGAGUCACCAUGGCGACUGGCACAGCCAUCCAUUAUCUCCAGUAUAGUGCUGAUGAAAGGCCAGGGCAAGGGCCUAGGCUUCAGUAUUGUCGGUGGGCAGGACUCAGCACGUGGUCAGAUGGGGAUUUUUGUCAAGACUAUUUUCCCUCAUGGAGCUGCAGCAGCUGAUGGACGACUGAAAGAGGGUGAUGAGAUUCUGGAAGUGAACGGCGAGUCUCUCCAAGGACUCACCCAUCAACAGGCCAUCCAGACCUUCAAGCAACUGAAGAAGGGUGUGGUGACACUGACCAUUCGAACUCGUCUACGCAGUCCCAGUCUGACACCUUGUCCAACCCCCACCCCCCUUAGCCGCUCUAGCUCACCCAACUCCAAUACCAGCGGGGGAACACCAGUCCCCUCUGGGUUUGAAGAAGCUGAUAGCCGCAGGCCUGGUCCUGGUCCAAAAGACUGCAUCAUCAUGGAGGUCACACUUAGUAAAGAGCCUGGUGUUGGUCUGGGGAUUGUUGUUUGUUGUCUGACCCUGGAGAACUCUGCUCCUGGCAUCUACAUCCAUAGUCUGGCUCUGGGAUCUGUGGCCAAGAUGGAUGGCAGGCUCAGUCGUGGAGAUCAGAUACUUGAGGUUGACUCUGUGAGUCUUCGUCAUGCUGCUCUCAGUGAGGCCUACGCUAUCCUCAGUGAAUGUGGCCCUGGUCCAGUCAGUCUCAUUAUAAGCAGGCACCCCAACCCCAAAGUCUCAGAACAGGAGAUGGAUCAUAUUAUAGCUCGAUCCACACACCGGGACAAAAUGAACAAGAACAGACAUUCAUCUCACUCCCAAGGCCUGUCCUGUAAGAGCCCCUCCCCAACAAUGAAGGACAGGCAGGAAGAAGGUUCCCCUGCUCUCAGCUGGACCAUGAAGAGAUUCCUUGAGCCUGCCAGUAGAGAGUCCCUGAACUCAGAGGUAGAGUUAUCUCAAUACUUCUCCCAGGACAUUUCCAGCCACUCAUAUCUGUCUGAAAACAUGCUAAUGGGCUCCAACAGUGAUGAGGCACUCCACCAGCAGAGCUGCAGUACUUCCAUAGAUGACAACUCAACACAGCCACAUGUGGAAAGUGGUCCUGCAUUACAAGACAAGACCCCUGUCCCUCCUAAUCAUCAUGUGGAAGCAGUUUACCCACACGUUGCUGCUUGUAGCCCCUCAGUGCGGAGUCCACUUCUACGUCAGCGACGGGUGAUGUGCUUUGAGAAUGAGCUCAGUGAUGAUGAGGACUCUGACAACGCUGGAAACACUGCACUCUACCACAGGCCAACAAAGUGUGAUUCUGUUGACUUCAGUGAUGCCCAAGCAUCCCAAAUUUCCAAAACUGAAACAUCAUUGUUAGAUAUUGAUGGGGACAGUGAAGGUUGUGGGGAAUUGCAGAGAUGUGGAAGCAAUGAUGUGACAACACAACUUUAUAGUAGUUUGUCAGAGGAAGGAGAGAGUUUUACCAUCAAGUCUGAGUCACCUGUUUCUGAGUCACCCUUCUUACCUAUUCACUGUCCCUUUGAUCACAAUGUAGGGGUGACAGGCAAUAUGGGCUCGGGGUCCAGUAAUCUGACCAUCAGCAGUGAGGACAAUACAAAUCAAGAUGAUGGACAGUUGGAGUCAAAGCGCUCCCCCAAGCUUGAGCACAAAGCAGUAACACGGGUCAAAACUAUGAUGAGCAAUGAAGCACCAAAUCUGUCCCAGCAACAAAAACCCAAAGUUGAUGAGCCAUCUUCUUUCAUGGCCCCAUCCCAGCCCAAUCCCCCUGCCACACAGUGUGGAAGAAACCCCAGGACUGUUCGUCCCCAUCAGCACUGUAAGAAGGGAGAUGCCAGUGAUCUUGUGGGUGUUUGCACCAUUGACACUGUGACCUUGAGGAGAAGUAAGAGCGAGUCAUUUGGGCUUGAUCUGGAGAUUCUGUCGUCCCCUCUGAAAGUUGUCAUCACUGGGUUAAAGCCUGGAGGUGCAGCUGAAAGGGAAUCUAUGGGAAAGCUUUCUCCUGGAGAUGAGAUUGUAACAAUUGGUGAAAAACUAGUGUGCUCCUCUAGCUACCAGGAAAUCUGUGAGCUCAUGCACAGCCUACCUAUGACACUGUCCUUGGAAGUUAAGAGACCAGUUUCAGCUGUAGAUCGACUGUCCAGUUUGAUAAUGUCAUCAGAAAGCAGUGAUGGAGCCACGAGGCUGAAACCAGCCACAUCUGUUCAGCGGGUAUCUGAUGAAGGACAAGUAAUAACUGCAGAUUCAGGGAAUCCCAACCACACAUCCCAAACAGACCAUAACUUUCAAAUACCUAUCACCAAUAUAGAUGAUAUAUUAUGCGAUAUGAGCCACUGCAGUGAUAUAAUUAAGUAUACCAAAUCCCCCUGCAAGUCAUGCCCUGAAUUAAACCCGUAUGAGAAACAUUGUGUUGAGGUUACAAUGCAGUUCAGUCCUCAAGAAUGUUCCAACUUUGACACAGGAAGUGAAAAAGGUGCCAUCCUCCCUGUCGGGACAUUUUUAAACAGCUCAUCCACACAUGUGACACAACAAAAGGACAACAGAUCUGCAGUGCUCAACAGAUCGUGUUCAGAAAGUCCUGAUGCUGGGUAUAGAUGUAAGUACUCCAUAGGAGAUGACACCAAUUCAAACAGUGACUCUAUCACUGACAGCAGUCUAAAGUUCAGUAAAAUGGCCAGUAGUGGUGGUAGUUCUCAUGAGCACUCAUCAGAUGAGGAGGAAGUGGACUUUUGUUUGUUUGAUGCCCAGCAGCCUGAAAGUAACUUUAAACUUCAAGAUGAGACUCAAAUCAGACCAAACACUAGUGCUCCCAAACUGAGGGGCAAGAGUUUUCAGAGGGAGAACAAAGUACAGGAGCAGGUUCCCCAAAAACCUACCAGGAGUAAAAGUCCAGUUUCUUCAAAAACCAUAGUUUACUUGAACCAGCCAACAAAUGUACCAUCAACAGCAACCAUGUCCAGCUUUUUGAAGACCAGCAAUGAGCCCAAAGUAAGUGAAAGAAAGAAAGAUUCAACUGAGCACUGGCCUUCAGGUGACACAUUACAAACUGUACAACUGGCGAAGGAGAAGAACAUCCAUUUAGGCUCCAAAACAUUACCUAAAUCACAAGGCCAAUCUCACCCUCCCGCCAUGCAGAGAACAUUUAUAGAAGUUCGACUGUUCUCCUUACCUGGUUCAUCUUCUCCAGUUAAUGCUUGCAAUGGGACAGUGAAUUCAAAAGACUCUAAAUGCAUUCAAAGAAGCACAGAUGCAAGAUUGACACCUCUGCUUUCUCCUGCCAACUCAACAGUAGAAAAAACAAGUGGCAUUUUCAAUAAAACAGUAUUUAAUUCAUUGUGUCCUACCAAAGAAACUAAAAUAACCACAAGUAAUAGCUCAAAAGCCAAUACUAUUGUGGAGACAAGUGGGACCCUGACAUCCAGCACAUCUAGACUGUACAUGAAGACAAUGGAGAGACAAAGCUUUUCCACAGAUACUGCCUUGUCUGUGGACUACAAUACCUUUUCUGUCCGACACAAGAUCAAGUCCUUUGAAAACCUGGCUAACUUUGAUAAGCCUGUGGCUAAAAACAGUGACAGCCAGUUGUAUACUCUGGCGUAUAGAGCCUCUAUUAACCAUAGGAUUUCUGGUUAUAUGGGCUUGGUUAAUACUACCGACUGGACACAGCGAAGGAGUGUGGAGAAUCUAAUCCCUACCACACCCUGCUCACCUCCUCUUAGUAAAUCUCCAUCUAGUAUUACACUGAUAAACCUUGAGCUUCCAAAUGCAAGCUGUAACACAGCUGUCCUGACUCUGGACAAUGGUGAGACUGACAUCAAAAAAGCUUCAGAUGGGUUUGCAUCACAGACCCCUCCGGUGCUGCGGAGGAAACAUGCCAGACUUCACAACAGCAGGUUGCGGCAGCUCAGGGCUCUCAGUAUGCCUGAAUUGGAAAAACUAUGCACAGAGGACUUUUCCAAACAUGAUAAUGCCAUAGAUGAAACUGAGCCUGACAUCACAUCUACAACUACAGUGACUGGGAUUGUUCCACCUUCUACAACCCUGGAUAUAAAUAGGAUGAGCCCAGGUGAUUCUGGAUCCACUGAAGAUACUCUUCAGGGAACCCCAGAGACCCAUAGACAGCAGCCUGGCUUUUCCAUCAGUUUAAAGGAACUGGUUGCUUCUCCUAUGAGUCAGUGUAAACUGCAAACAACUCUGUCUUCCCUGACAACUAAAUCAUAUGUGUCAGCCCUCAUCCAGGAAGCUCCAGCCCUGUCAGAGGUUAACGAUAAUACUCACCUUGUUGUUCUGAGUAAAGAGGAAGGCUCAGGGCUGGGUUUUAGUAUUGCUGGUGGAGUCGAUCUUGAGCAGAAGGCAAUAACUGUUCAUCGGGUCUUCAUCAAAGGUGCAGCUAGCCUGGAAGGCACAAUCCAGAGAGGUGACAGCAUUUUAUCCAUAAAUGGCAUAAGUCUGGAUGGUAAAACCCAUGGAGAGGCCGUGUCUUGCCUUCAUCAAGCCAGACCUUCUAUUCAGGCCUUAGUAGUCAUUUGGAGAGACAAUGACAGUGAACUGAGUCCCUCUGACAGACAGUCAGCUAGUCAGCAAAGAAGGACGUGUCUCUCCAGCAAGACGUCUUUGGAGGCAGCAGCAGGGGUGGAUGUGGGUCCAGAUGGUGCUUUAACAGUGGAGCUUCACAAGACAUCUGCUGGCCUGGGCUUCAGUCUAGAGGGGGGGAAGUCCUCAAGUCCCCAAGGAGACAGACCUCUCAUUGUCAAACGCAUCUUUAAAGGAGGUGCUGCAGAGCUGUCUGGGCUCAUUGAAGUUGGCGACGAGGUUCUGUCUAUCAACGGCUUCUCUCUGGAGGGCCUCAUGCACCAUGAUGCCUGGAAAAUCAUCAAAGCCACUAAUGAAGGGCCUAAUGACCUCCUCAUCCGCAAGCCCAGUACAUGACUGUAAUUAACUGAAGGAAAUGGGAACUUCCUGAGAAAUGCCAGUGUGAAACUUGCUCUUUAAAGCAAGCAGUAGAAAUAAGGACAAACAUUAAACCACUUUUGUACAUUUUUUUGAUGGACUUUAUUUGAGAUUGUGUAUGAAUUGUCUUGUUACAUGUGUUUGAAAUGUGGUUGUGCUCAAAUUGGAUGGCGUACAGUGCUGAAUUAUGAUGUACAAUGCUAAAUUAUGAUUUAUUUCAAAUGGGAAGAGUUUGUUUACAAUGA